AUGCCGGGCUUCGACUUCAGCAACCACAACCGCAAUGCCGCCCUGCACGCUCAGGGCGUGCCUCUCCCCAAAGCCACCUCGACCGGCACGACCAUCGUGGGCUGCCUCUACGACGGCGGCGUGGUCAUCGCCGCCGACACACGAGCAACCAGCGGGCCCAUAGUAGCAGACAAGAACUGCGAGAAGCUCCACUACAUCUCCCCCCAAAUCUGGUGCGCCGGCGCCGGCACGGCCGCCGACACCGAAUUCACCACCGCGCUCAUCUCCUCGAACCUCGAGCUGCACGCCCUCUCCACCGGCCGCACGCCCCGCGUCGUGACCUGCAUGACGCUGCUCAAGCAGCACCUCUUCCGGUACCAGGGCCACAUCGGGGCCUACCUCGUCGUCGCCGGCGUCGAUCCCACGGGCGCCCACCUCUUCACGGUCCACGCGCACGGCUCGACCGACAAGCUGCCCUACGUGACCAUGGGCUCCGGCUCGCUAGCCGCCAUGUCCGUCUUCGAGACGCAGUGGAAGCGGUCGCUGAGCCGAGACGACGCGGUCAAGCUGUGCGCGGACGCGAUCCAGGCGGGCAUCUUCAACGACUUGGGGAGCGGCAGCAACGUGGAUGUGGCCGUUAUUACGGCGGAGAAGACGACGCUGAUGCGGAAUUACAUCACGCCGAAUGUGCGGGAGAAGAAGCAGAGGAACUACAGGUUCGAGAGGGGCACGACGGCCGUGCUGGCCGAGAAGGUCAUCAAGAGGGAGGAGAUUAGUAAGUAUGUCACUGUGCAUGAGUUAAGCGACGAGAGCGUGGCGGGCGCGGCGGAGAAGAUGGAUGUGGAUCUUUAG
Molecule: messenger RNA, 831 nt
Organism: Coniosporium apollinis CBS 100218
Lineage: Eukaryota; Fungi; Ascomycota; Dothideomycetes
Product: 20S proteasome subunit beta 2
Exons: 2
Coding region: 1-831 (276 amino acids)
Cellular component (GO): proteasome core complex
Molecular function (GO): threonine-type endopeptidase activity
Source: RefSeq, a predicted model, not a curated record